CUUGAAUCUAAUACUCCAAGCGCGGUACAGUUUCCCUCCACCAAUGAUGGAUAUUUCAGAGAUGGUGGAUUCAAGGAAAAUAGCUAUGUUGAUGAUGCGGUGAAGGAUGGUUCGUUCAGUCGAAAUGGAGGGAGGGAAGGUGUCGAGGGAAAUGGAAGCGACUCUUCCCACCUUCAAACUGAGCUGGUGCAUUUGUACUUCGCCCACAUCCAUGACAAGCACCAUUCUUUAUUCCAUGAGCCCACCAUCAAGGCACAACUACGCGAUGGAAAUCUUCCAGAGCUUCUCCUGCAUGCGAUGGUCGCUCUGGGCUCCAGAUUCUCAGAUGCACCCAGCUUACUUUCCCUUAAGCGCCGUAACCGCGGUCUGUCAUCUGCUAGACGAGCGGUCGCCUUAUUCAAUAUGUCCGACAUCUCCGUGACUACUGUGCAAGCCGCCGUCCUACUCGGAACAAUCAGCUUUGCCGAUUCGAACACGGAAGCUGAAGCGCUGUACUAUGCAGUUGCCAACAGGCUGGCGCAAAUACUGGAUCUGGCACAUCGGCCGACGACCAAUGAGACGGAAAGACAAGUCAAUCUUCGAAUAUGGUGGACGUUGUAUAUGAUUGACAUUUGGUGCUCAAGCGGUCUGCAUCUUCCUCGCCAGAUGCAGUCUACCCACACGGUCCAGCUUCCAGCGGAUGAAGUGGUGUUCCUUGGACUCGAAUCGCGGGCAACGUCCAGACCUACCACGGGCGGGAUAUGGGCCCAAAUGGCCAACUUGGCACAUAUCUGGGCAGACAUCUACGAGCUGAACCAGAGCGUCAUACGUGAGACGAAAGAUCCCCAAGAUCUCGAAGAAGCAGUCGAGACACUUCUGAAAAGGCUGGAGAUGUGGUCAGCUGUUCUACCACUCUCCCUCCGCAAAACACGCUCGAAUCUCGACUACUACGCCUCAGUUGGCCUCGGCUCAGCAUUUGCCGCCCUCCACCUAGGCUACCACUACUAUACUGAGGUGCUAUGCUACCAGUUCUUGGCCGAUGGGGCUUCUUCCGCGAACCCAGAUUAUGCAGAAAAAUGUAAAGAACACGCUAAGCACUUCUGCGACCUGCUAUACCUUUGUCUGGAGAUCCCGAACAGCGAGUGUCUCUUCGUCAUGGUCGGACACAUGCUGGUCGUCUCGUCCACUGUGUACAUUCACACGCUGAUGUUCAGUGACCUUGAAGACGAGAUCACGAUUGCUCGUCGAAGACUCGAGAAGAACUUCCAGAUCCUCAUGCGUCUGCAAUCGUUCUGGGUCAAGCUCGAUGUUUCCUUAUCACGGCUGCAAGCAUUCCACAACGCAUGCAAGAUAUCUGCAGAGCACUCGUUUGGCAUGGAUAAGUGGAUGCUGUGCUUCUUGCUGGAGCACGGCGUGGCGGUGCCUGAAAGGUAUCCCCCAACUCAAAUCAUGGGAGUUACGGAUAGUGCUUCGCCCGAAUUGACCUUGCAGGAUUGGUAUUCUCAGACUUUCAGCGGAGGCUAG
This is a messenger RNA of Exophiala xenobiotica, 1503 nucleotides long. RefSeq lists its product as uncharacterized. The transcript is spliced from 3 exons. Gene Ontology annotation, cellular component: nucleus. NCBI's taxonomy places the organism in Eukaryota, Fungi, Ascomycota, Eurotiomycetes, Chaetothyriales, Herpotrichiellaceae. The coding region runs from base 298 to 1503 and encodes 401 amino acids. The record is from RefSeq and is a predicted model, not a curated record. Gene Ontology annotation, molecular function: DNA binding; zinc ion binding. Gene Ontology annotation, biological process: DNA-templated transcription.